Ambispora leptoticha is the source of this 1215-nucleotide messenger RNA. Lineage: Eukaryota; Fungi; Glomeromycota; Glomeromycetes; Archaeosporales; Ambisporaceae. The record is from the annotation of a GenBank genome assembly.
AUGAGUGAAAAGAAAAGAGCGCUAUCAGUUAGAAAUUUUAUCCCUGGAAAAAAGCCCAAAUCAGCUGAUGAGCAAUCAUCGUCAACAAUACGACAAGAAAGCGAACAAAGUACUUUAAACGAUGAAUCAGAAGCAUCAGCAUCUUUUCUUCCUCUUCACGCCAAUGAUAAUGCAAUGAAGCAAGAACCAACGACUAACACGCAAUUUAUUUCUCAACCUUUACCAGUGAUUCAUACGCAACCUAUCGAAGAACAAAUUAGUGCAUCAACUAAAGAUCCAGAAGUUUUACCUGCUGAAAGUCCAAUUCCUCAAACCUCAAUUUCAAUUCCAUCAAGAAACUCAAAAUUUUCAUCUCCAAUUGCGAUGGGGGAUCAUACAAGUCAACCUACCACACCAGAACAAGAAAAACCGGCCAAUGUUGUUUCUUCCCAUUUUGCUGAAGCAACCCCAGAAUCAAUUGAAAAACCAAUUGAAACUUUCGGUGAAUCUGAAGAAAUUCCAAGACCAAUUGAAACUUUCGGUGAAUCUAAAGAAAUUUCGAGACCAAUUGAAACUUUCAGUGAAUCUAAAGAAAUUUCGAGACCAAUUGAAACUUUCGGUGAAUCUAAAGAAAUUUCGAGACCAAUUGAAAAACCAAUCGAAUCUAUCGGUGAAUUUCCCUCGACAGAAACAACCCCGGCACAAAAAUCUAUUUUUCCUCCAAUUAAAGAAAAGGCUGCUACGCAAGCCAUACAAAUGGAGUCAAUGGUAUCAAAGCCUAACAAAUUCCUGGUUAAAAAAGAAAAACCGGCAAAGAAAGUUGCUAUUACCUCUCUCACCUCUUCGAUCAGGAAAACUUGGAAUGAAAGCUGGUUAUUUCGCACCUUCAUAUAUAUCGUUGCAGGAUUUAGUUCAAUUCCAAUAUGCAUUCUAGUUGGAUGGAGUAUCAUCAGCGCUGCUAUUGUCGUUGGCAUUGCUGGGAUCUGUAUUGGAAUAACUGAAACAAUUUCGGCAGGAAUCGCAAUGGUGAUAUUUUUGCCGAUUGUUGGAAUUAUAACUUUUUUUGUAUUUAUUAUGGCAAUUUUAACCGCAAUAGGCUAUGCUGGUUUUAGUUUGAUAACACAUUUAUGUGAUCUGGUUGGAAUUGGUGGACACAUAUAUAUCAAAGAUAAGGAUGCUCUUAGACUUGGCGCAUUGCAUAAUCAAAGAAGAAUGGGCAAAACCAGCGUUUAUUAG